Molecule: messenger RNA, 1610 nt
Organism: Salmo salar (Atlantic salmon)
Lineage: Eukaryota; Metazoa; Chordata; Actinopteri; Salmoniformes; Salmonidae
Product: neurogenic differentiation factor 6-B
Biological process (GO): axon development; positive regulation of transcription by RNA polymerase II; sensory organ development
Cellular component (GO): nucleus
Molecular function (GO): DNA-binding transcription factor activity, RNA polymerase II-specific; protein dimerization activity; E-box binding
Source: RefSeq, a predicted model, not a curated record
GUCAUUUUGUUUGCAAGAGAAGAGAGGGGAGGAGAGAGGAGAGGAGAAGGUGGCACAGAACAGAGAGAAGGGAGAUGCUAGAGAACAUGCACACUGCCCGCUGACAUACAUUCAGGAAUCAUGUUGACUCUACCGUAUGAAGAACCAAAUGUGACGUAUGAGCCCCGGUUUGGAGCCAACUACCCCCGUGGGAGCUUACCGGACCUGGAGCCAGACCCGAUACACAGCCUGAACGUCACGUUGAACCCGGAGAGAGAGGACGAGGAGGAGCCAGACCCGAUACACAGCCUGAACGUCACGUUGAACCCGGAGAGAGAGGGCGAGGAGGAGCCAGACCCAAUACACGGCCAGGACGUCACAUCGGACCCGGAGGAGGGUGACAUCUCAGAAAGAGAGGAUGAGGAAGAAGAAGAGAGAGAGGACGACAACCAGCAGGAUGAAAACGGCCUCCCCAGAAAGAGAGGACCACGGAGAAAGAAGUCGACUAAAGGUAGACAGGAGAGGGUCAAGGUGCGUCGUCACGAGGCAAACGCCCGUGAGCGCAGCAGGAUGCACGGUCUGAACGACGCGUUAGAGAGCCUCCGAAAGGUGGUGCCCUGCUACUCCAAGACCCAGAAGCUCUCCAAAAUAGAGACUCUGCGCCUGGCUAAGAACUACAUCUGGGCCCUGUCGGAGACGCUGUCUGCGGGCAAGAAGCCGGACCUGCUGGGGUUCGUUCAAACUCUGUGUAAGGGCCUAUCCCAGCCCACGACCAACCUGGUGGCUGGCUGUCUGCAGCUGAAAGCCAGGUCCUUCCUCACGGACCACAACGGAGAGGUGACGUACCCCGGUAGUACGACCCACUAUGACAACAUGUACCCUUACCCCGGGGCAGAUCUGGGCACGGCCCCUGGACAAGGCUGCAGCACCCUGGACAGCGCCAAGCCAUCCUACCAUAGCCGGCACUACAGCUACGGUGGCCAGUACGAGCCGUACUAUGACCACACGUCUCCUGAGGGAGGAAGGGAGGGACACCUAGACGGACAGAUCAGCCCUCCUCUGAACUUUAACGGGAUAUUCUCUCUGAAACACGACGAACCAGAGGAGUACGGGAAGAGCAGCCACUACGGGAUGAGAUACAGUUCUGUUCCCGGUCACGGCUCCCUCAGCUCGGCAUCCAUGUACCGGGUCUCGCCAGAGGGCCGGUUACACUAUGAAUUACACCUUCGGUCUGCCGGGCAGACCUACAAGGCUGGGACUCAGAGCCAGCAGGCAGAGCUACCAGGCUGGGACUCAGAGCCAGCAGGCAGAGCUACCAGGCUGGGACUCAGACCCAGCAGGCAGAGCUACCAGGCUGGGACUCAGAGCCAGCAGGCAGAGCUACCAGGCUGGGACUCAGAGCCAGUAGGCAGAGCUACCAGGCUGGGACUCAGAGCCAGUAGGCAGAGCUACCAGGCUGGGACUCAGAGCCAGUAGGCAGAGCUACCAAGCUGGGACUCAGAGCCAGUAGGCAAAGCUACCAGGCUGGGACUCAGAGCCAGUAGGCAGAGCCAUAAUUAAUAGAACAGUUAAAAGGUUAUAUUACCCCUGUUACUAUUCAUCACACACACACACACACACACACACACACA